AUGGCAUCGUUCAAGUCGUUCUUCAUCGCUGUUUUGCUUGUCACUUUAUCUUCUUCGUGUAUUCAUGUAACUCAAGCAGGUCGUCAUCUUUUACCGGAUCUCCCGGCUCCUCGUCCUCGUUUGCCUGGUGUUCCUCUUCCCCGUUUGCCUGGUGUGCCUCUUCCUCCUUUGCCUGGUGUUCCUCUUCCCCGUUUGCCUGGUGUUCCUCUUCCUCCUUUGCCUGGUAUCCCUAUUCCUCGUUUGCCUUUACCUUUUGUUCCACCAGUCACUAUCCCUUCUAUUCCUUCUCUUCCAACCAUCACUAUCCCUCAUGUUCCCGGUGUUCCACCCAUGGGUUUGAUUUAA
Cucurbita pepo subsp. pepo (vegetable marrow) is the source of this 345-nucleotide messenger RNA. NCBI's taxonomy places the organism in Eukaryota, Viridiplantae, Streptophyta, Magnoliopsida, Cucurbitales, Cucurbitaceae. The record is from RefSeq and is a predicted model, not a curated record.